Messenger RNA from Metopolophium dirhodum (rose-grain aphid), 1773 nucleotides. RefSeq names its product general transcription factor IIH subunit 3 (gene Tfb4). Bases 296 to 1213 code for a protein of 305 amino acids. Lineage: Eukaryota; Metazoa; Arthropoda; Insecta; Hemiptera; Aphididae. The transcript has a single exon. Gene Ontology annotation, biological process: nucleotide-excision repair; regulation of DNA-templated transcription. The record is from RefSeq and is a predicted model, not a curated record. Gene Ontology annotation, cellular component: transcription factor TFIIH holo complex; transcription factor TFIIH core complex.
AUAUUUUAGUAUUUAAUAUUUGUUAUUUUACUAUUUGAUUAUUGUUGACCACGAAUACUAAAAGUUAAAACUAAACAAAUAAUAAUUAAAUAUAAUAUUUAUUAAUUCACUGUUUUGAAUUACGAUUUUCCGCUCGAAUAAUUUACUGUGGGUUUAGUUUUGUAUGUUAUUUGUAAUUGAUAAGUAUUGUUUUAGUAUAAUUGCCUAUAAUUCAAAAUAUUGUAUAUAUUUUAUAUGUGAUUUAACUAGUGAAUUAUUACAUUUUGAAUCUUGAUCAAUAUUGAAUGCAAGCAGAAUGCAAUCAGAAACGCCAAAGAAAAUAUUUUCCAGUCUUCUGGUAAUAAUCCUUGAUGUUAACCCAGCUCAAGAUACUUUACUUAGUGGAGAAAUAAAGCUAUCAUCCAUACUUAGUUCUGUAGUUGCUUUUGCUAAUUCUCACUUAAUGCUUCGAACCCAUAAUAAAGUUGCUGUACUUGCAUCUGACCCAAAUAGUUGUGAUUUUAUAUAUUCCGAUCAAGAUGAACUUGAUUUUAAAAAGAAAACAGUCAGUAGUUGUAAAAUGGGUGGAAGCCAAUAUGAAUUGUUCAGUCACAUAGAUCGUUCUAUCAAAUUUAACAUUGUGAAAUUUCUCAAGGAUGCGGCAGAAGAACCACAUAUGUCUAGAGAUACCGUCUUUGGAGCAUCUUGUGCUAAGGCUUUAUGCUAUAUAAACAGAUUACAAAGUAAUCUAUUUCCGGGCGAAACAAUGAAUUCAAGAAUAUUAAUUAUAUCUGGUUGUGAUAAUGAAGGAGACAAAUACAUACGUUGUAUGAAUACAUUUUUCACAGCUCAAAAACAAAAUGUAGCCAUUGAUGUAUGUAGUCUUACACAUGAUGUCACUCUUUUAAAACAAGCAUGCUACAUCACAGAAGGUUCAUAUUUUCGUAUGCCUAAAUUAGAGGGAUUAUUACUGUAUUUACAGUGGAUAUUUUUGACGGAACCUUCUUCUAGGAAAAAAUUAGUUAUACCAUUAGCUCCACAGUUAGACUUCCGACCUUUUUGUUUUUGUCAUGGAACCCUAACAGCAAUUGGUUUUGUGUGUUCAUUAUGUUUAACUAUUUAUUGCAAAAUAAGUCCUAUUUGCACAACUUGUGAAGCAGUUUUCAAAGUACGAUCAGCCAUUGCAGUCAAACCUAAAAAGAAGAAAAUUAAAACAACAAGUGUAAAUAAUUAAGUUUAUUUUCAACUUGAUUACCAUAAUUUUUAUAAUCAUUUUUAGAAAUAUAAUAAAAAUAUGUUGAAUAUUAUUAAUGUUGUAAAAUGUAUUAUUUACUUAAACUUGUAUUUUAUAAAUUUUACUAAUUAUAAUAAGUGGUUUUUUAAAUUGUACAACACAAAAAGAAAAUCUUAUAAAUUUAAAAUUUUCUGAAGACUGCUCUCAUUCAAUAUAUUUUCUAAUAAAAUAAUGUGUUAAAACAUGUGCCCUGUAUUAUUUUUUAGUAGCAAUUGACUUAUUGAUUUAUCACUAUACAUACUAUGAUUUAAAGUAUAUAGGUUGGUAGUAUAUUACAUUCAACUUUUCAUAAAGAUUUUGCUUUUUUGAGAAAAAAAAGACCAAGAAACUAGUUACAAUAAAAAAAUAAAAACUAAAUUACCUAUAUAAUUUUAUAUUAAAUAUGAAAAUUUAAGAAAAUAAUUCAAAUUGCUUUUGUUUAAAAGCAAAUUUAAGUUUAUUUAAAUAUAUAUUAUAAAUAUUUUUUUACAUAUCCUAAUUUAGAUUAAUUAAAAGGCCGU